Protopterus annectens (West African lungfish) is the source of this 807-nucleotide messenger RNA. It is a transcript of the gene SPMIP8, whose product is annotated as testis, prostate and placenta expressed. The transcript is spliced from 7 exons. The record is from RefSeq and is a predicted model, not a curated record. Lineage: Eukaryota; Metazoa; Chordata; Ceratodontiformes; Protopteridae. The coding region runs from base 51 to 710 and encodes 219 amino acids.
UGUCAGAUGAUUAACUGCAAGUGUUUAUCAGAGAAAAGGCUUACUCAGUAAUGGCUACAGAUGCAUUUCUUCCUCCGUAUUCUGGGAGUGAGGUCAGAACAUACAGUGCUGCAGGCCAGAGAGCACUGCUUAGCAGCAGAGGAACUGUCAAGUUAGCUGGAGUAAAAGAGGUCCUCUACCACCCAUCCCUUCCAACACUGAGGCGAAUGGACAUGGAUACUGUUGCACAUAAGUUGCCAGAUGAGCACUGCAGAACGAUGACUGCUUGCUGCCCAGAUGAUUUUAAGAAUAACACAUUUUCUUUGGUUGAAGAUAAUGAAAGGCGCGUUUUAACUCUAGGAAUAACAAAGACAGGUCAAAGCCUGUCUGCCAAGCUUCGAUCACAGGCUAAGGGCCCUCUGCCUCAACUUGCUGUACAUAGCUACAGUCCUUUUCACAAAGGCCCAGACUGGUCACAGGUUCUUGCUGAGCGAGGAAGAAUCCUAUGUCCACCUAUGGAGAAAGCAGAACUGCGUGUCAUAAAUGGUGGUGUGAAAUAUGCCAUGCCUGGACCCCCACGAUCAUGGAGGUAUCAUCUGACCCCAGAACCCAGUCUGGACAAGUUUGGCCAGAAGCCUACGCCCUUCAAUGUUAACAACAGAUACAGAACUUAUGAAUCACUGGUCAGGUAUACAUCCUGCAUCAGACCCAGACAGCAGAGUGCAGUAUGAGGAUUUUCAGUUACUUUUACAUGUGUGAAUGUUUACUGUUAAGAAAUCUUUUCCCUCUUCUUUGGAAUAAAAUCCAAUAAAAAAUGUUGAACAUUCA